CCUCAGCUUCCCUGGAAGUCUCUAGCCAGUGUGGUCCAGUUCUACUACAUGUGGAAGACUACCGACCGCUACAUCCAACAGAAACGACUAAAGGCAGCAGAGGCAGACAGCAAGCUGAAGCAGGUGUACAUCCCCACCUACACCAAGCCCAACCCAAACCAGAUCAUGGCCCCCAGCAGCAAGCCCGGCAUGAACGGGGCACCAGGCUUCCAGAAAGGACUCAGCUGUGAGAGCUGCCACACGGCCCAGUCUCCUCAGUGGUAUGCCUGGGGGCCUCCCAACAUGCAGUGCAGACUGUGCGCCUCCUGCUGGAUCUACUGGAAGAAGUACGGAGGCCUGAAGACCCCUACACAGCUAGAGGGCGCUGCUAGAACCGGCUCUGAGACCGGCCCCCGUGGUCACAUGACCCGCCAGGAGGUGCAGGGCUUAUCGCCGUUUACUCGCAACGAGGGGCGGGCCAAGCUGCUGGCCAAGAACCGGCAGACAUUCAUCCUGCAGACCACCAAGCUGACCCGCAUUGCCCGGCGGGUGUGUGAGGACAUCCUGCAGCCGCGGAGGGCCGCACGCAGACCCUACGCCUCCAUCAACGCCAACGCCGUCAAGGCUGAGUGUAUAACCAGGCUGCCCAAAGCCACGAAGACCCCCGUAAAGACGAAGGUGAUCCCUCGGCCGUCCCUGGCCAACAUCGUGAAGGAUUUAGCCAUCACAGCUCCUCUGAAACUGAAGGCAUCCAGAGGCCCCCCCACCCCCAUCAACAGGAACCAGGCCAGCACGCCCCGCGUGGGACAAAGCCUGCUGGGAAAGAGAGGCUUUGAAAGCGCUGCAGGCGUGCCCUACCCAGCCAAUGGGAGGCCGUACACUUCAGGUAUGAGGACCACCUCGCAGUCGGUCAUCAAGAGGCAGAAGGUCAGCCAGGGAGAGGCCCCCAACCCUGUGGUGUUUGUGGCUACCAAGGACACCAGGUACGUCUCACCUUAUUACAUCCUAUAACCUCUUCAAUAAAGA
Messenger RNA from Notothenia coriiceps (black rockcod), 1005 nucleotides. Its product is annotated as metastasis-associated protein MTA2-like. The record is from RefSeq and is a predicted model, not a curated record. Gene Ontology annotation, biological process: negative regulation of transcription by RNA polymerase II. Gene Ontology annotation, cellular component: NuRD complex; nucleoplasm. The transcript has 8 exons. The annotation marks the transcript as partial. Gene Ontology annotation, molecular function: transcription coactivator activity; histone deacetylase binding; zinc ion binding. NCBI's taxonomy places the organism in Eukaryota, Metazoa, Chordata, Actinopteri, Perciformes, Nototheniidae.